Molecule: messenger RNA, 2341 nt
Organism: Exophiala viscosa
Lineage: Eukaryota; Fungi; Ascomycota; Eurotiomycetes; Chaetothyriales; Herpotrichiellaceae
Product: dimethylaniline monooxygenase (N-oxide forming)
Exons: 2
Coding region: 464-2341 (625 amino acids)
Molecular function (GO): monooxygenase activity; flavin adenine dinucleotide binding
Source: RefSeq, a predicted model, not a curated record
GAGUAUUGCACAAUCGGAGGGGAAAGAGUGGUCCGGUGGUCAAGGUGAUUGGACUGCACAUUCCAUGGAUCGUAUCUUCUAACCGAUGGGUCUCCUCAAUGUAUCUUUUGUCUCCUACAAUCUGCAUCAUUUGCACGGUGAUUUUCAAGCAAGAUGCCCGACCCAGGAAUACUGGGGGUUGACCUCGCAUCUUGGCCUACCAACUCGUUCCCGGUGGAAACAGAGGGUGCCUGAUCGUCGGGGAGCACUCGCACCAUCCGGUUUUGAGGCAACUCCAUGUUUCCGAACUGAUAACAUCGCUGUGGAGGUCGAAGUGGGCACACUAUCUGGGGACAGCUGAUAGCAAGCCAAGCAACAAUUCUACACCCUAAAAAUCAGGUGCCUUGAGCCUCAAGUUUUAAGUAUUCGAAAAUGCAAGGUCAGUCCAAACAUUGCAAAGGACCAAGAGACUAUCCAGACCAAAAUGAUUGUCAAGUUGGAAGCCGAAGCAGGCCCGUCCAAGGAUCGAUGCGAGCCUGGCUCCGUCAAUAUUCCUGUCGCCAAAUGGCCGAAAACCGCGGUAUCAACGUCCGCUGACCCGGAUGCCGUUGCUACACAGGUCGUCGACGGCUUCAAUGCUGCCCUCAAAGCUGGGGACACAAAGGCCGUUGGCGAGCUAUUCUUAGAAGACGGCUACUGGCGAGAUCAUCUGGCCAACUCUUGGGAUCUUCGCACGAUCAAGGGCGGUCAGGACAUCACAGAUUACCUGGCAAAAGAAAACCGGAUAACAUCCGUCGAGUUGGACAAGAGCACAGCAGUCCGAUCACCGUCUUGGGCUCCAUUCGAUGGUGUGGGAGAGGUGAAGGGUGUACAAUUCUUUCUCAACUUCGAAUCUAAGGUCGGUUCAGGAACAGGAUUGGUCCGUCUAGCCGAGCAAGAUGGUCAAUGGAAGAUCUUCACUCUGUUCACAACGUUGCGCGAGAUCAAGGGUUCGGCAGAGAGGAUCAACGAGCACAGAACUAAAGGCGCCGAGCAUGGUGGAAAGCCAGGUCGGAAGAACUGGCAGGAGAGAAGAGAGGCGGAGCAACGGUUUGAGGGCAACGAGCCUACUGUUCUCGUCUUAGGAGCCGGCCAAGCCGGUCUUACAAUUGCCGCCCGUCUAAAGAUGCUCGGAGUUGACGCUUUGGUGGUUGACAGCGCGGAGAGCGUUGGCAGUAACUGGCGGAAACGCUAUAAGCAGUUGGUCCUUCAUGACCCGGUAUACUACGACCACCUACCAUACAUGAAUUUCCCUGCUAGCUGGCCAGUUUUCACGCCGAAAGAUAAGCUGGCCGACUUUUUCGAGGCUUAUGUCAAACUGCUUGAACUGAAUGUGUGGACUAGGACGACCUUGAAAUCCAGUUCCUGGGAUGAGCGAGAACGAAGAUGGACUGUUGAGCUGGAGAAAUCGGGCGAUGGGACAUCGGAGACUCGCACCUUUCACCCGAAACACAUUGUCCAAGCCACUGGCCAUUCCGGCAAAGCAAAUUUCCCACAGAUGAAGGGCUUGUCAAGCUUCAAGGGAGACAGGCUGUGCCAUUCAUCUGAGUUUAGCGGUGCAAAGACCGAAAGCGCCGGCAAAAAAGCCAUCAUCGUGGGGUCCUGCAACUCCGCCCACGACAUUGCCCAGGAUUUCUACGAAAAGGGCUACGACGUCACCAUGGUGCAAAGGUCAACGACCUGCGUGGUAUCAAGUCAAGCGAUUACAGAUAUCUCGCUGAAAGGACUAUACUGUGAGGGUGGACCACCUGUUGAAGACGCAGAUGUUAUGCUGCAUGGCUUCCCCAGCGAAGUUCUCAAGGCGCUGCAAGUCAAAGUCACUGACCUUUUGGCACAGUACGAUAAGGAGACCUUGGACGGAUUGAACAGAGUUGGGUUCAAGACGGACCGGGGACCAGAUGACGCCGGGUUGUUUCUGAAAUACUUCCAACGUGGUGGUGGGUAUUACAUUAACGUUGGCGCCUCGCAACUCAUCAUCGACGGCAAAAUCAAGAUCAAACAGGGACAAGAAAUUGAAGAGGUCCUUCCGAAUGGACUACGCUUUGCGGACGACUCGGUUCUCGAGGGGGAUGAGAUUAUUUUCGCGACUGGAUAUCAGAAUAUGAGGACUCAGGCUAGGGAGAUCUUUGGGGCAGAGGUGGCUGAUCGGGUGGGCGACAUCUGGGGAUUCGAUGCUGAAGGGGAAUUUCGAACGAUUUGGCAGAAGACGGGGCAUCCUGGGUUCUGGUUCAUGGGAGGGAAUCUCGCUCUGUGUCGAUACUAUUCAAGGAUGCUUGCGCUGCAGAUCAAGGCUCUGGAAUUGGGACUGGAUGAGAGUCAGUAG